Molecule: messenger RNA, 2562 nt
Organism: Xenopus laevis (African clawed frog)
Lineage: Eukaryota; Metazoa; Chordata; Amphibia; Anura; Pipidae
Gene: dpp3.S
Product: dipeptidyl-peptidase 3 S homeolog
Biological process (GO): proteolysis
Cellular component (GO): cytoplasm
Molecular function (GO): dipeptidyl-peptidase activity; zinc ion binding; metallopeptidase activity
Source: RefSeq, marked provisional
CAAAACCCGAAGCAGGUUUGGAAAUCUCUUGCAGUGAACAUGGCGGCCCCAUCUCAAUAUGUCCUACCAAACGAUCUUCCCGUUGCUCUGCUGGACUGCAGUGAGGCCUUUCUAUUGUUGUCAGCGGAGGAGAAGCUGUACACCCACUAUCUGUCUCGUGCAUCAUUUUACGGGGGUUUGAUUGUCCUGUUUCAGACCUCCCCUGAAUCUCCAGCCAUAUACAUCCUGUUUAACAGACUUUUCAGGACUCAAGAGCCGGCUGAACUGCAGAGUGUUGCUCUGGGCCAGGGUCUCAAGGAGGAGGAAUACCAGGCUCUCCUAGUGUACGCCGCUGGGUUUUUUGCCAACAUGGGUAACUACAAAUCAUUUGGGGACACAAAAUUUGUGCCUAAUGUACCCCAGGAAAAACUAGAAAAGCUCAUACGUGCAAGUAAUGCUUUCCUCAAAGAUCCUGAAGGAAUGGAAUCAUUGUGGAGAACGGUUGCAGAUCAAAUGUAUUCCCUGGAGCCAGCGGAAAGGCAACUGGGAUUGGGUGACCAAGGGAUAACUACAUAUUUCUCUGGAAACUGCACUUUGGAAGAUGCUGAACUAGCUCAGAAAUUCCUGGACUCCAAGAGUCUCAGUGCUUACAACACUCGUCUGUUUAAGACUCUGGAUGAAUCUGGCAAGAGCCUGUAUGAGGUGCGGUUGGCUUCUGUCAACAGAGAAGAGAGGGCAGCUUCACCGUCGGAUAUGUCUGAGAUUCUGGGAUCAUUCGAGCAUGAAGGUCAUCAGAUCCGUGUCACGAGGGGUGAUUACUCCCCUUUGCUUCGCAGAGUAAGAGACAAUCUGGAAAAUGCCAAGGCUUAUGCAUCCAAUGACAACCAGAGACAAAUGCUAGAGGAAUAUGGGCGAAGCUUCCAGGAAGGCUCAAUCAAGGCACAUAAAGAGGGGUCUAAAUACUGGGUGCAAGACAAAGGGCCAAUAGUAGAAAGUUACAUCGGGUUCAUUGAAAGUUACAGAGACCCAUUUGGAUCUCGCGGGGAGUUUGAAGGCUUCGUGGCUGUGGUUAAUAAGUCAGUGAGCGCUCGGUUUGCUCAACUGGUCUCUGCUGCCGAAAAACUUGUUUCAUCUCUCCCGUGGCCAGCUUACUAUGAAAAAGAUUCCUUCCUUCGACCAGAUUUCACAUCUUUGGAUGUAGUGACUUUCAGUGGAAGUGGGAUCCCUGCUGGAAUUAACAUCCCAAACUAUGAUGACAUUAGGCAAACCGUUGGAUUUAAGAAUGUCUCACUAGGAAAUGUUCUCUCUGUUGGAUCUGCAACUGAAAGGGAGAAGCUGACAUUUUUGCGUGAAGAAGAUAAGGAUUUGUUUAUAAAGUUUCGCGGUCCCUCUUUUGAAGUACAGGUUGGACUUCAUGAACUACUGGGCCACGGCAGCGGCAAACUGUUUGUACAGGAUGAAAAAGGGACAUUGAACUUUGACAAAGAGACCGUCAUCAAUCCAGAGACUGGAGAGCUGGUCAAGAGUUGGUAUAAAACUGGUGAAACGUGGGACAGUAAAUUCUCAACCAUUGCUUCGUCUUAUGAAGAAUGCCGAGCGGAGUGUGUUGGUUUGUACCUCUGCAUCAAUCAGGAAGUUCUACGAAUAUUUGGACAUGAGGCUCAGGAGGCCCAAGAUGUUCUGUAUGUGAACUGGCUCAAUAUGGUGAGAGCUGGACUGAUGGGACUGGAAUAUUAUACCCCAGAGACUGGCCGUUGGCGACAGGCUCACAUGCAGGCUCGCUUUGUCAUUCUUCGUGUUCUCUUGGAGGCAGGAGAAAACUUUGUAACCAUCUCACAAACAACUGGAGCUGAUGGGCGGCCGGAUGCACAAGUGACACUGGACAGGGAAAAGAUUGUGAGCGUGGGCCAUCCAGCCAUCCGCCGCUUUUUGCUACGACUGCAGGUUUAUAAAUCGACAGCGGAUGUAGAGCGAGCCCGGAAGAUGUAUGAUGGUUAUUCCGCUGUUACAGAUGCAGAUCCUCACCGUUUUCUUACUCUUCGUGACAUUAUCAUUUUGAGGAAGGAGGAACGCAAAUCUUUUGUGCAGAUAAACACACGAAUCGUAGGUGACAGUGUUGAUAUCGUACAGUAUGACAGCAGCCCGUGUGGCCUGAUACGUUCAGUCUUGCAGAGGUUCCCUGAUGAUGAGGAAGAACUGGAGCGGGAGAUGCUUGAGCUUAGCUGUGCCGAUAGCCAUUUCUGGGGGCAACAGUGCAGAUAAUCAGUAGAAAUAAAUGGUGUAGGGAAUGGAAGUACACUCUGCAUGUGUCCAGGAGCUCAUCUAAAGCCACAGUCCAGCUUGCUGACAAUUCAUGGGUUAAUGCAGUUCUACUGUACAUUUGUAAAAGGGUCGGCUAAGAUUCUGGGAGUCACAAGUUAAAAUCAGAAAUCUCGGGAGCCUGAAAAGUACAUUUUUAGUUUUCAUAAUGGAAAAGGUAACUUUCUAUCCUGGUAGGGUGAGUAGGACACACUGCAUUGCUAAUCCAAGUGGCACAUUCAGAUCAAAUAUUGUGCAAUAAAAUCGGAUCUAAUCUUAAUUAAA